This is a messenger RNA of Aspergillus costaricaensis CBS 115574, 470 nucleotides long. RefSeq lists its product as uncharacterized. The record is from RefSeq and is a predicted model, not a curated record. Lineage: Eukaryota; Fungi; Ascomycota; Eurotiomycetes; Eurotiales; Aspergillaceae. The coding region runs from base 1 to 408 and encodes 135 amino acids. The transcript has a single exon.
AUGCCUUGGUCCCUUGGAAAGUCCCUAGGCCUGAUUGGUCGCGGGCAAGAACCACUCUCCUUCUCUCUUACCGGAAGCCCUACUCUUUGCGCGAACACCCCUUACAUCUCGGAUCUCAACGCCUCGAGGCUUCUCUCCACACCGGAUCGUACCGAAGCAGAUGCCCUCUGGACUUACCACACGGAACGAGAUUAUGAACCUGAAGACAGCUUCAAAGAGCACGCCGUGUUGUGCCUUCCGUGUUGCCAUCAUACCGAAGACAACCAGCCGGGUAUGGACGAUACUCCUCUGGAUAGAAAGGCCCGUAAUGCUCUCGACGAGUAUUCCAACUCUUUCGAUGAAUAUCGUCUGCUCAAACGGAGGUUAUCUACGUUAACGCACUCGCCACGGAGCGAGAAAGCUGCAUAAUCGUCACAAUGUCGUGCAAUCAGCUACGAUGCAUGCCGUUUCUGGAAGCAAAUCAACCUCGC